AUGCCAACCUUCCAGAUCGUCGGUGCAAAUCCUGAUGCACUGGAGGCAGCUGUUGUGAAGUACAAUGCAGCAUCGUCGCCCUUUGUGGGCCAGGGCCGGAAGCUCAGUGAUGCAUCACCUGCCCCACAGCAGGCUGCGCCCACCACCGCUGCCAGCAAGGGCGAGUUUGAGGGGGUGGAUGCGUCAGCACCCACCACCACCCUGCAGAUCCGCCUGGCAGAUGGCCACCGCCUGACAGGCACCUUCAAUGUUACGCACACCGUCGCAGACAUCCACAGGUACAUCAGGAGCGAGCAGCCAAGAUGCGCAGACAAGCAGCUGAUGAGCGCUUACCCCCCAAAGCCACUGACAGACGAGAACGCCACUUUGGAGCAGGCCGGCCUGCUCAAUGCCGUCAUCAUUCAGAAGCCUUGA
Messenger RNA from Coccomyxa subellipsoidea C-169, 414 nucleotides. RefSeq names its product ubiquitin-like protein. Lineage: Eukaryota; Viridiplantae; Chlorophyta; Trebouxiophyceae; Coccomyxaceae. Gene Ontology annotation, cellular component: cytosol; nucleus. Gene Ontology annotation, biological process: membrane fusion; nuclear membrane reassembly; Golgi organization. Gene Ontology annotation, molecular function: ubiquitin binding. The transcript is spliced from 5 exons. The record is from RefSeq and is a predicted model, not a curated record. Bases 1 to 414 code for a protein of 137 amino acids.